Molecule: messenger RNA, 1338 nt
Organism: Fusarium vanettenii 77-13-4
Lineage: Eukaryota; Fungi; Ascomycota; Sordariomycetes; Hypocreales; Nectriaceae
Exons: 2
Coding region: 1-1338 (445 amino acids)
Source: RefSeq, a predicted model, not a curated record
AUGGGUCUUCAAGAUCUCUCCCCCGAGAUCCUUUUCCAGAUUUGUGAACUCUUCUGCGAGCACUGCCGGGGAGAGGAGCACGGGAUGGAGCAGCCGCCAGAGUGGUGGGGACUUGCCAACCCUCGCAGCAAUCUCCUUGCCCUGUCCCUUGUGUGCAGAUCGAUCGGGUCUGUUGCCCAACAGGUGCUUCACCACUUUGGGUAUAUGGAAUAUCAUAGGGAGUCCAAAGCUAAAUUCUGCCGUACAAUCUCCAAUAACCCAGAACUAGCCAAAAGUCUUCGGUGGGUUAACCUGUCGUCAUACGGAAGCGACGAGGCGCCACUGGAUAUUGUACAAGGAUGGUUGCCGGAAACUAUUGACAAGCUCAGUCACCAUCUGCUGGAUGGAGGGACUUGGAUACCGGACAAGAAUCUCCUGAAUGCAAUCAUUCUGCUCCAAGCGCCGAAUCUUGAGCGAAUUGACGAUGACGGAAGUCACCACAAGGCAGCAUUUAACUUUCUGGACCAUGACGCCGUGAUCCGGGAUCGCGCCCUCCCACCGAACCUGAAGUAUCUACGCCUGGGUUACGCCUUUACCUAUCACCUCCGUGGGACAAUUAUGGACCUUUCCUGGGAUAUGCUUGGUGGCUUCAUUGAUUCUUUCAAUAAACUUGAAUCCCUGCACGUCUACUACCCCCUCGCUUCGGGGAUUGACAAGCGGCUAUCAUUCGACUCCCUCCGUACCCUUCAGCUCGACCAGUCCUUUAUGCCACGAAAGGACCUUGAAAGACUCCUCUCAUGCAUGCCAAAGCUCGAGGAAUUCGCCAUUACUCGGCUAUUCGACGGCAAUAGUGAUUUCCCUGAACCUGCCACUGGCCCUGAAAUCUUGGAGGUAUUGGCAGGACGAAAUGACACUCUGCGGAGACUCGAGCUCGAUAUGUCAUGCACAUAUGAUCAUGUUGAGAACCUAAGAGCUCUAACUAAUCUAGAGGAGUUGAAAAUCAGGUUGGGGGAAUCUAGGCAUACCGCCUAUAGAUAUCGCCAGAGGAUCGACAAACAGUUCUUUAUACGCAUCAUGCCACCAUCACUCCGAAAGCUCCACAUCGACUUCUUCGAUAAAGAGAAGAUGUUUGAAGAAGCUAGCGAUGGCCUGAUGACGUACAUCUUAUCAACGUACCGAGAAAACCCCCAGGACCAGAGACUUCGAAUGGUGCAGGUGGACAUGCAACGCCUACCAAAGCACUGGCAGGUUUGCCAGAGGGAUGCUUUUCAACAAGGAUGUCAUGAGUGGGCAAAGAACGGGACCCUGGCAUUUGGCAUUGAACUGUUUGAUUGGAAUCGGGGGAGAGAUGAAAUAUGA